Ochlerotatus camptorhynchus is the source of this 1778-nucleotide messenger RNA. Its product is annotated as sodium/potassium/calcium exchanger 3-like. NCBI's taxonomy places the organism in Eukaryota, Metazoa, Arthropoda, Insecta, Diptera, Culicidae. Gene Ontology annotation, cellular component: plasma membrane. Gene Ontology annotation, biological process: intracellular calcium ion homeostasis; calcium ion transmembrane transport. The record is from RefSeq and is a predicted model, not a curated record. The transcript has 6 exons. Gene Ontology annotation, molecular function: calcium channel activity; calcium, potassium:sodium antiporter activity. Bases 168 to 1766 code for a protein of 532 amino acids.
ACGCCGCGAGCGCUGGACACGCGUGAUUGACAAGUGGAACUCACCGUUGAGCGGGUCGCUGAAAUUCUAGCGGCGAGGUUUAGUGUAAAGACGCGGGCUUAGCGCGAAAUAGUUGUUUGCAGUUGUUUGGGGGAAGUGAAAGUGAACUAGCGGUAUAAACAGUAACGAUGAAGGUUCUUGGACCUAGUGCUGCAAUCUUGCUGGCGGUGUUUGUGUGGGGUGCAAAUUCGAUAUAUGUUCCCACACUGUUCGAUUUCAUCAGUCAAAUCCAAAUAUCAAACGUUUCCAAUCUACUAGUCAACGAUACGCUCCUCCCGGACUGGGAUAAUCGAGCCAGUAUAGAAUUCAACCCAGGUGCAAAUGAAUCUCUAUCACCAGUGGUGUGCGUCCUUACAACGUCGAUGGAUGAUCUUCCACCGGAUUUGUUCUCGAAAACCGAACGACUCCAAGGUGCAAUCAUCUUCCAUUUCAUCGCAGCUAUCUAUUUCUUCACAAUAUUAGCAUAUGUCUGUAGUGAGUAUUUUUUGCCUUCGGUGGAGUACAUUUGCGCAGAUCUAAAUCUAUCCGAGGAUGUAGCAGCCGCAACUUUUAUGGCCACGGCCACUUCCAUGCCUGAAUUUUUCACCAAUACCAUCAGCACUCUGGUGGUCGAUUCUGACAUGGGCUUAGGAACCAUCUUGGGGUCCAUGCUGUUCAACACCUUGGGCGUCGCUGCUUUGGUCGGGUUGCUAACCAAAUCGCACGUUAAACUAGACUGGUGGCCUUUGACUCGAGACUCCGUAAUUGUCAUCAUCAGUACCAGCUCGCUGGUUUCUUGCCUUUGGGAUGAACGUGUCUAUUGGUACGAAUCGCUAGUCUUCGUCGUACUCUACGUUCUGUACUUUUUUGUGAUGUUCCAAAACGAUCGCAUGAAGCGUCUCGCUGUAUCCUUAAUCGAAGAUCGAUGGAAUCUUUGUCGAAGACUGGAGAAAAAAUCUUCCGAUGAACCAAUAUCUGAACACAAACAUCAUCGAAAAUACUCGAUAGCCGUACUGGGAGAGGCCAUCAAUACAACUCUUCAAAUUCCUACCAGUGAUAAGCAAGUUCCUCGAGUCUCUUGCGACUCAAGUGCCGAAUCGGACCAUUCGGAUAACAGCAGAAUGCAGCUACUGAAGAUCUCUGAAAAAUCAUGGUUUGGGAUAUGUUGGUGGUUGUACACGUGGCCUUUCCGGGUGGUCAUCAGAUGGACGAUUCCUGAUCCACGAGUGCACCGUAAACUGUAUCCGUUGACGUUUUUAAUGUGCAUUGUCUGGAUCGGCGGAACAGCGUAUAUGGUAUUCUGGAUGAUGUCCAUCAUCGGUAGUACGUUUGAUGUUCCGGAAACGGUAAUGGGACUGACUUUCCUGGCCUUCGGAGGAUGUAUGCCAGAAGCAGUGUCUGCAGUUACGGUCAUCAGAAAAGGAAAUGGUUCCAUGGGUGUAUCGAAUUCGCUUGGGGCAAACUCUCUCGCAAUUCUAUUCUCGCUAGGAUUGCCUUGGUUCAUCCGCAACAUGAUGGAAGGAGGAGCUACUACUGGAGCCUACAUUGAGAUCAAUUCCUAUGGAAUGCAGUAUUCAGUGUUGGCCCUGUUUCUUGCGAUAGGCAUUCUUUACUUGGUGUUGUAUCUGGCAAAGUAUACCCUUCGAAAGUUGGUUGGAUUAGCUUUAGCGAUAGCCUACCUGGUGAUUGUUACCUUUAUGAUUCUAGUCGAGUUAGAUGUAUUUUUUCCUUCGAAAAAUAUAUGUUAAAUAUUUAUUGUU